CAGUCUUCAACCUUCCAGCUGGACUGGUAUAGAGUGUGGUGACUGACUUCCACCUACAAGCGACUACCACCUACCCCAGUUGAUCUGGUACUAUCUGACUAGCUGGAUGAUCUUCGAAACUGCAUCCCCUACUAGUCGACAACAGUUUGUUACCUGUGUGCAGUUCAAUUUUAGACUUAUCAACCCCUGACAAUUACUUAGUGCUAUAGGAUUGAACAUGACUUUGUGAGUGAAAUUUUCCCAGUGAUUUUCCUCUGGCACACUUGGAGACACAGUGAAAUUUGUGGACUAUAUUUGUGGACAGUUUCAAGCGAUGGAUGUUCAUCCCUCUUCGAUUUGAGUUGAUGAUUCCAAGUUAACGGCAUGAUAGACAUGGCUUCGGGAACGAUUCCAUGUCCAAUAACAGUUCUACGUGAACAGAAUGACUCAAAGGAAAUGACAACAUCUGAGAAGCAACCAAAGUCUACUGAUACCAAAAAUACCAAAGAUAAUGAAAACACAGUUGUCAAUGAUACCAAAGAACAAAAUACCCACGAGAACAACUUUAAUUGGACAACGAAGAAUGGACAUACCAAAGCUUCAGACAAUACCGAAAUAAAUGAGACUGAGAACUCUCAAGAUGGAUCUUCUUUGAAAAACAGCGUAGAUAAGCAAGCUGAUAAAUCUCAACUUCAGACUAAGAACUCCGACAACGAAUCUGUUGAAGCAGACAACGAAUAUGACAACGUAAACCGCUUCAUCUGCCCGAUUUGCAACGUACUCCUAAACUCGCAGCAUGACUUCACAUUGCACAUACGCUCACACAACAAUAACAACGGUGAUGCGUCUUCCAACCACAUAUCAGCCGGUGAAGAUGACUGCCUCCUACCUGGUGGUAAAGGAUACGGUUGCUGCAUUUGUGGCAAAAUUCUAAGCUCAUCUAGCUCAUUGGAUAGACACGUUCUAGUGCAUUCUGGCGAACGCCCAUUCAAAUGUAGCAUCUGCAGAGUGAGCUUCACAACAAAUGGAAACAUGCAUCGUCAUAUGAGAACCCAUAACGUCGCAGGUAACAAGGACAUAAAUAAUCCUUCACCAAUCAAAAUGAAUGGUGGCAAUCCUCUAGAGAGCAGCUAUGAGAGUGACUGUGGAUCAGACAGCUCAGGAGCAAGCUCAAUAUUAUCCCCGUGUCUGAAACGGCGCAAAACAUCCAACGACAGUCCCCGCGGAGGCUACAAGAAUAUCCCCGAUUCAGCUUUCAACCAAACAAGAGAUACCGAAACGAAGAUGGAGACGAAUUCCAACCAUGUUUCCACCCCUACCGGUACUAAGAGGAAAAACUCAGAUCUGGAUUCUUCAUUGAAUGACAAUGGCAAUAAAGAGAUCAGAAUAUGUUCGAAUACAGUUGUUAGAAACAGCUUGCCUGUUACUACUACAGUGUCAAACUCCCGUCGCAGAAGUUCAAAGACCAGCUCCAGCUCUGAUGGAGAAGAUCGCAGAACAGCCAGCAAGUUCAAGUGCCCGGUCUGCAAGCGGGAGGACUUCUCAUCUCUCAACCUGCUAGAGAUGCAUCUCGAGGACAAGCACCCUGACUUCAAAGUUUGCUGCGAGUCAUGCAAUCUGAUAUUCAAGAACCACCGCGCAUUGAAUCUUCACCGAUUCAUGAAACAUCAAGUUAAUGAGAGGCCAACAAAUGGAGGAGACAUAGUUGGCUUUGACGACUUAACUUUUGUUGACUUCUCGAGUGAAAAAUUUCCCUACAUCGCUAAAACAGUAUGUGAGAAAAGUCUCCAUAAAGCUGGUUCAAAACAGUUGAAGUUCCAAUGUGAAAAAUGCCAACGAGCUUUCCCCCUGGCAUCAGCAUUGACAAUACAUCGACAGAGCUGUCUACAAUCUGCUAAUGAAGAGAUUAAGAGUGGCAGUGUUCUUGAGAAUGAACUCAACUGUAAGAAGAAUCACCACAAAUCAAAAGGAAAUUUGACAACAGAUGCAUCAUCUGAGGAUGAAGACUUUUUCAGCCCUUCCUCUAAAAUCUCUUCCUACGAUAACCAAACAGAUUCCGAGGAGAGUGAUGAACAAAGGCGAGAUAGCUUCUUUGCUCGGUUGGAUUUGAGAAAUAAACUGACUUCUGAUUCUCUCUCCCCAGCAAGUGAUGAUGAACCGAUGGAUAAUGCUGUUAAAAACGCCAUCCUUCAACCAAGUUCCAUUCAGGCAUCUCACUCAAUCAAUAAAUUUAAUGCUGCUCAAAAUGUAACCAGGAAUGUGAACACUUUAUCUGGUUCAAGCAUGUCAUCAUUAUCUGAAGUCCGUGAUUUAGCUGAUAUUCAGAGUAUCAUCUCGGUUACUGCUGCAGGAAAUACAAUGCUACCAGAUCUCUCGAAAAGCCCUCAACCAUCCACCACCAUAACUGAUAUCACUCCACCAGACUCGGCAACAAGAGACGAGGAAGAACAACAAGAUUGCUUCGCUGCUGAGUUCAGGAAGAUGAAACUUAGAGGAGAAUUCCCCUGCCGUCUCUGCCCUGCAAUAUUUCCUAAUCUCAGAGCACUGAAAGGUCACAAUCGAGUACAUCUAAUGACUCCCAACUCUGGUGCCAAUCUACCAUAUCGAUGCAACAUGUGUCCACAUUUUAGCAACGACAAAUCGGCGCUGAUUCGUCACAUGCGAACUCAUAAUGGUGACCGUCCUUAUGAGUGCAGUAUAUGUCAUUAUGCAUUCACCACCAAAGCAAAUUGUGAGCGUCAUUUGAGAAAUCGCCAUGCAAAGAUGACUAGGGAGGAUGUCAAAAAGUCAAUAAUUUACCAUCCUUCAGAGGAUCCAACCAAUGAUAUGAAUGGAACAAACAUGUUGUUCAAGCCUGAACUCAGCUGCAGUGAUAUCAAAAGAACACUAUUUGCAGAUCGACUGAAAGAGAACAUUGUAUCUUCUAAUGAGUCUAUUCCAAUCGAAUUAGACAAGGAAACAAUGAGGAACUUUUCUGCAGCCAACACUGAUUUGAAUAACAGUAUGACAAUGGUUAAAGCACAACCUACUGAAACAAUGAGACCAAAUAAGAAGUUACACAACAAUAUCCCAUCAAACUUACUCUCUCGACUUUCAUCUACCGCAAAUAUUGGAGUCAAAUUUGAUCAAGAUGAUUAUAAUACUCAAGAUGAAUAUCAAAAUGAGGCUGGUAUUGCUAGUUUGACAACAGAUAUACAUAAUAAACGUAGGAAGAGUCUAGAUGUAGCCACUAUGACAUCAGAAGAAGAAGUAAACGAUGAAGAUGGUGACGAAAAUAACAUUGGUGAUUUGAAUAACAAAAGUGAUGAUAAACCAUUGGAUUUGAGUAUGGAUGCUUUGGAUCUGAGCCGCAAACGUCAAGAUUUCAUGAAGCAUGAUUCUCUGGAAAGCAGGAAGUCUGAUUUUAGAGGUUUCAGCGUGAGUGAAGAUGACCUUAGUGAUGCUGAAUACGAUAAUCAACCAGCAGACGUGCCACAAGACUUGAGCAAGAAAAAAGUCAUCGAAGUUACUGAUGAUUUUGAGGAGGAUGAUCGUAAUGAUUGUGAAGAAGAAGAUUGUCACAUGAUAGAUGUGACAGGUGAUGAAGAGAAAGACCCGAAUUCGACACCCAAACAAAUCAAUGAAUCUUCCCCACACGUUGAUGAGUCACAACGUCUCCAGCCAGGUUUGGAAAAUUCUGAACUCCUCAACUUCCCAAAGCUGAAUCUUUCUCAGUUCUAUGCGGCUGCAGCAGCCACAGGUAACGUUGGAACUGCUCUGCCAUCAACAUUCUUCUUGAACAACAAUACUACAAACUCCAAUAACAAUAAUAAUGCUUUCUCGCCAUUUGUUGGAGCUCCAAAUCCAGCUGCAGCUGCUGCUCUCUUUUCUCCCUACUUCCUGGCUCCACAUCCAGGAGUCAUGUUCCCCAGGAAUCUGACAGCAGACUAUAUACUGGAGAUGAAGGAGCGCCUUCAUAAAGACCUGCUCAGAGGACUCCAGCUGUCAUCAGGUGGCUCUCUCAUAUUUGACCAGAUAGCUAUGGCUAGCGCUGCAGAUCGCAUACAAACUCUUCAUAAUCAAGCACUCAUGGAGUACAAUCGGAGGAUGGAGAACUCGGUUCCCAUGAAUUUGAUUGAUGCUUUGAAUCAUAACUUUGCUGGGAAGCCUCCUGUUGUAAACGAAAAUAAUAAUAAUAACAAGAGCAGCCCAAUACAUCAAACCGCAGUUAAUUCACAUGAUGCUCCUUCAACAUCGCCUCUGCUGAGAAAUGUUACGUCUCCUAGUGCAUCUUCUUCACCAAUUGGUCUAGUGGAUAAAAAUAUUCCAAACUUCAACAGUGGCUUCAACUUGCCACAACGCAAAAACGUACUUGUAUCAGGUAUGAAUAAUCCAGUUGUUCCAAGUCCCCGUGCUCCAAGUUCAACAAGUAACAGCAAUGUCAGUAACGAGAGCAUUUCUCCAUCAUCCGCUUCAUCAUCUGUGAAGAUGGUCAUCAAGAAUGGUGUGCUGAUUCCCAAGCAGAAGCAGCGACGUUACCGCACUGAAAGACCGUUCUCUUGUGAACACUGCUCAGCUCGUUUCACUCUCCGUUCGAACAUGGAGCGACACAUCAAGCAACAACAUCCACAAUACUGGACACAUAGGCAGAGAUCAGGUCAUGGCGCAGGGAGAAGGGCUCAGUCAAGGAACAAUCUUCAACCUACUGGCAGCCUAAACAGCCAGCUGUCAUACUUCCCUCAUCUUGCUGUUGCCAGCGGAUCUGACAAUGAAGUCAGUCGCCCAAGCUCACCGCGUGAAGAUCCCAUAAAAGAAUCUUCUGUGCUCAUCGAAGUUGGAAGGACCAUAUCCGAUGAAGUAAAGCAUGCCAUUGCCUUGCAAUUGAAGUCGAAAAACCCCACCCCCACCAUUCAAGACAUCAAACAACCUCUUAGAGAUGAUAAAUCUGUUGAUCAGAAACCAAAAUGCAGUCAAGUCGAAGAAGAUGACAACGCGUUCGAUGUUGAAACUGAAGGAGAGGCUAGCGAGGAAAGACUCGUGAUCGAUGAAGACAGAUUGAUCAAUGACACCGACAAUGAAGAUGUUGAGAUGAAAUCAGAAGUAAAAGACGAGAAAGACACUGAGGCUCCCUCUCCUAAGUAUAUAUUAUCAGAGAAGAAAGAAACUGAAAAAACUCCAUUCCAAAAAGAUGAAAAUCUCAACGUCGAUCUAGCAUCGGUUUCUAGAUUGCUGGACAAUGCUUCCACGCAAACAUUCAAGGAGUAUUUCCACAAUGAUGACGACCAAAUGCGCGAUGAGAAUAGCGAGGAGGAUGAAGAAGGCCUAGUCGCACCCAAUAGUGAGGGAAACAACUCUGGAAGUGAUGAGAAUAAGUCUGAAUCAGACACUGCCGGCAGCAGCAUGGGAAACCGCCAGGGUGAAAAGAAAAAGAGCGCAUACUCCUUGGCACCAAACCGUGUUUCCUGUCCCUAUUGCUCCAGGAAAUUUCCUUGGUCCUCGUCUUUGAGACGACAUGUUCUGACUCACACUGGUCAAAAGCCCUUCAAAUGUUCGCAUUGCUCCCUUCUUUUCACUACCAAAUCCAACUGUGAUCGCCACUUACUCAGGAAGCAUGGCAAUAACAAUACUUCAAACACAAACAAUAACAAUAGCAGUGGUAAUACUGACACCAAUGAUGAAUGUAUCCCAGGUAGAAUUAUGGAGAAUGGUACUAAUCAAUCAGAGGAUGGUAACUCUCUUUGCUACACUAUGAGAAACGUCCCAGAAAGACCCUACAAGUGUAGGUAUUGUCCCAGCUCUACUUUCUCCACUCUGAGUAACCUCAGGAAGCAUAUCUCAUCAAAGCACCCGCAUUGCAGUAUUCCAGCUCUUAGAGAUGGUGUCAAAAGGAGCAGUUUUGACGGUUAUGAAAGUCAGCACAGCUCUGCAGAAGAAGCAGAGCUUGAAGUAGCUGUAGCAGAGGUCAAAUCAAGCCCAGAAGUUGCCAGUCCUGCAAAAAUUAAGGUUGUCGAUAACCUUCCCAAAAUCAGUACUGAGUUAACCAGAUUACCUGUCCCUGCUGUGAAUCAAGGUGCUACUGAAACGUCUCCUGGCGGCACUGUUCUACCCCAGCCUGCUUCAGAUCUGCCCUUCAAGUGUCAUCUGUGUGACAACAGCUUUGGAGAACGCCAAGAUGCUUUGGAUCACAUCAGGGAGACACAUGCAUCUGAGUACACACUGCUUGCCUUGAAAGGAGCACUCGAAUCUGGCACCGCAGAUGAGGCCUUCCAUCUGGAUGACUGCAAUGGAGAGGAAAGCCUCGAACAAUUGCGAGGCAAAUUCCCGGACUAUGCCAACCGUAAGGUUAUGUGCGCAUUCUGCCUUCGCCGUUUCUGGUCGGCUGAGGAUCUACGCAGACACAUGCGUACCCACACCGGCGAGCGACCAUUUUCCUGCGACAUUUGCCGCCGUCGCUUCACGCUGAAACACAGCAUGCUGCGGCACCGCAAGAAGCACUCGCUGCAGCGAACAGCUGUCAGCUGCCGCUCGCCCAUCCAAGCCAACGAGGCCAGCGACGACGAAGCCAACAUCAACAACAACAACAUCCCGCUCACCCCCACCACCAAGCCUGGUAACGAAGAAUUCGAUCUUAUCAGCAAUCUGCUGGGAAUCGGAGAUAAGAACAUUGUUGAUGAUAUUAUCAGAUCUAAGUCAGCUGAGGAUGCUGCGAAGCUCCUAGGCGUACUCAAGCACUAGGUAGACAUAUCUAGUGUCUAUGAUUGCUAAUCCAGUCUAUCCUAGAUCCUAGAUCUAUUCCAUUAGACUUUGACAAAGGCAUUCGUGUCUUCUCCAAUUUGACAAAAAUAUUGGGAAACCUAUUUGAUUUGCAAAUCAAUAAUUACUUAGUUGUAGCAUGUAUUUCCAAAACAAUAUUGAGUAGGUCAUACUCAUAGUAUUGGAAAACAACAUUACUAAGAAAUAUCCUCCCUAUUAUAGCAUUUACUAUUCAGAGAUUUUCAUAAAAUAAAAUCCUCUUUAAUUACCCCGAAAUUGUGUAUAAAUGUCUGGAGUUUAUCCUGUUACACUUAUUUAUCCAAUCAGAUGGAAAGCUGCUCUUCUUCCUUUAAAAUGUCUGUCGAUAGACUCACAAAUUUACUUCUAAUUUCCGACUCUCAGUGUGAUUAGAAUUGAUAAUCUGAUUUGUAGAAUUAAGCAAUGUGUAUAUAUUACGCGUACAUACUUAAUUAGAUAGGUACUCAAUACCCAGUGUUUUCUCGAAAUGAAUUAAUUAUUGGAUUUGAUUUUUGUUGAUUAUUUUGUAAGUAUUGAAAAAGUCUCACUGAUACUGAACUGUGUGAGUUGUAUCACUUUGUAGCUGGAGAAACGAUUUUUUACUCUUAGUCAGAAUUUGCAUGAUAUGAAGAGGGUUUCAAUGUAAAAUACAUUGCAGCUGGAGUUAAUCUGCAUUUGUGUUUAUUCUAAUGGUGUGGAAUCAAAUUGGUUCAACGAUUAGUCUUGCAUCUUGCAUGACUAAGUUAAAACAUUAUUAUUCGAAUAAUUGAAAUCAGAUUAAACAUAAAAAAUAUUAUUGCAUAACACAGAGUAUCAUCUGUUUCCAUCAUCAGAUAGAUAAAACUAUAUCUAGCAAAUCUUGAAUAGUAGAAAAAUGUCAAUAUAUUGUAGUUGAUCUACAAUUAUGAAAUUCGUCUCUACUUACAGGAUAUGUAAUCAUACAUAACUAAGGCAAUCAGUGCAAAGAAAAAUAUUAAAAGCUUUUAAAGAGUUGGAUUGGUUUGGGAAAUCGCAGUUGAUCUGUAUUGUCAGGUUCGUGGCUCAAAAUUUCAAAAAUGAAAAUAAAUAGUAACACUUACGGAGAGUUAAAAUAGCAGUUGAUGUGUAUUCAUAGGUGGCUCACAAUUUGAAAAAUAGUAAAACUUUAGUAGAAUUCAAAUUGUUUUGGUUGUCGCAGUAGACCUGCAUUAUUAGGUUUGUGUUAUAAAAUUUGAAAAAUAAAUAAACUCUUGAAGAGUUCAUUGCGUUUGGAUAGUCGCAGUUGAUCUGCUUUAUAGGUUCGUGGUUCAAAAAUAUGAAAAAUGAAUUUUGGACGCUUUUAAAGAGUUAAUGUUUUUAGUUCUAGUGUAUACAGAGUGAACAAAUAUAUCAUGAAUUAUAUCACUAUAGGAUAAUAUUGGACUGUACCAUCAUAUUAUAAAUUUAUUAUAUCCAUACUUUUUAUAGCCUACUUUAGGUUACUUUUAUUAGCCAUACUUUACUAUAGCCAUACUUUUUAACCUAUUCAUAUAGUCAAUACUCCUAUACCUAUUUACCCGACAUUUUAUUUAUUUAAUAUAGCCUAUCCUUUUAUAGCUUUUUCUUUAAUAAUUCAUGAUAAAUUAUAUUCCUUUUAUUAUAAAUAUGAAAAAUGUCAGUAUCUGGCCUCCCUGUAAGGCCCAAUGCUCAAAGCUGACCAGGAUUUCUAUUAUAUAAGAAACUUGAAUAGUUAGCGCAAAAGGAUAUGAUAUGAGGAUAUGAUUGUGAUCGGUGGUACAAUCAACUAUGAUAUAAAAUGAAUACAAAAUAAUACAAAUAGUAGUAAUAAUAUCGUGAAUGUAAUAAUAUCGUGUGACCUGGCUGGCCCAGGUCUAUAUGAAAGUAUUAUUCUAAUCAUCACAGUAUUUUCUUAUCUAUAUAUUAUUGACUGUCUGAUUUUCCAUAUAAAACUUUAUAAAUAAUAUAGUUCAUACAAUGCAUGAUAAAUAUUCCCAACUUAUUUAGAAUAUCUUCAAUUCUGGAUUAUGUUAGUUAUCUUUAAUGUUGAAUACUAAAAAAACUCCAAUAUAGUAAAGGAGAAUAAAUAUUUGGAAUGGAAAGGAAACAUCAAAUAACAGUUUCCAAUUAAGUAUUUAAUUUAUUGCAUUUAGGAAUUUAGGAAUUAUCCUCCUUAUGGUUCCUACAUCAUAAUAUCACCGGUGAAGGAGUUAGGUAUAUAAGUGUCAUAAACUAUUCAAAUUAAUGAUGAUGAUAAUAAUACAACGAUAUAAUCUAAUGGAUGAAAAGUUGAAGGAUUUAGAGUAUGUAACGUGUAAAAGAAUCGGAGUUGAUAAUUCUCUUCGAUUCUUCAUCAAAAUGUACGAAUUGAAGAUUUUGUCACCAGAAAAUAUAUCUAGAACAAGCCGGGAUCAAAGAAAUACUCCACCUUGAAUAUGCUUGAGACCCCUGUGUUGUCCUGAUAGAUUCAAAAAAGUUGAACCAAUUUGAUUCUUUAUUAUACACGUACAAUAACCCGAAACCUCAUCUAUGUAAAUAUAAUAAAAUGAAAUGAAUAAACCAAAGAACUGGUAAUUUUAAUAAUAAUUUGCAGAGUAUUAUAUAAGAAUUUAAGAAUUAUAUGAUUAUAUGGAAAUAUAUAUAUUUAUCAAAUAGUUUUGAUUGAAGAGUUUUUAUAAAAUAUUAUAUUAAUGAUGCUGUAAUAUCGAAUUAGCUGUGUAAGUUACUAGUUCCAACUUUCAUUGCAAUAAUAGAAUUCAAUAUUAUUGUCGUCAUUUGGAGCACACUGUAAUAUAAUAUUUACUAGUUGAGUAGUGUAUAUGAUCUGUCUGCCAAGAAAGUAACAAUAGAUCAAUUAUUACAACAUUUAGUCAUUUUACUUUCUAGGCAGAUAUAGAAUUAAUUCAUUAACUAUCAACACAGUUGAAUGGAUUAAAUUUUGUAUACUCUGAAUGUGUCUGAAUGUAAUACAUAAUAUUAAAAUCAUCAGUGUUUUCAUAUUAUAUUCUCUUAUUAGGUGCUCGAAAUAACUAGAAUGAUACAUUAUACACUUGAAUAGUUUACCAGAGACUACCAGUGUAUUCUUAAACAAACGUUCUAUAUCGUUCUUAGCUUAUCUGUUUUAUGUGUUGUGUAUGGUACGAUACUCCUAAUCAGUUAAAAUUUAUUUAUGAUUUAAUAGAUAAUGUUUUGUCAUGAGAUACUAUUUCUUUUUACAUUUAUCAACACUUUUAUACUUUUAUGUCUAGUGUGAUUAUAAUAUCACUAUUUCUAUCAGAAACAUCGGUCAAUAGGCUCUUAUGAAAAAACAUCUAUAUCUCAAGUAUUUUCCCUCCAUUGAUUGACCGAUAAUUCUCUUCCAUCCUAAUUAAAAUUUGUGAAAUCACGUUUUUAACCAACCUCAGUUUAGAUAUUACAUUUUCAUUGAUAUUACUAUCAACCUGGAUUCAAAUUGAUAUUACUCUUCAUUGAUAUUACGAUAUAUUUAUUGCCGACGAUAUUCAGUAUCUUAUAAAUUGUGUUUUUGUCUUGUUUCGUUUAUUAAAGUUUUCAUGUCCUUUAUGUUGAAGUGAUUGUCGAAAAAAUUAUUAUUUACCAAAUUUGGUGGAAGUGGAUAUUAUAUUAAAAUGAUAUUAAUGCAAAAGUAGGCCUAUAUAUAUAGUUAUAAACUUGAAAAUGCUGUAAGAAAAAUAUUGACUAGGUCUGAAAAAUUCCCUCAAACUUGCUCCAGAUUCUUCGCUAAAUUAGUGUUUGACAAGAAGUGGCAUUUCUCUAAUUCAUAUAAUAUGGUUUGAUUUUUUUAAGGAGUUCAUCCCAUCUUAAUAUGGUGAGCUCUUUUGAAAAAUAAGAAAAAAUUAAAGAAAUAGUAUGAUAUAAAUAUGCCCGAACAGCUUGAAACUUGAUGUUCACUGUUCGACUUUCAAUUUUUCAAAUUUGUAUGCCUAGAUUAGUGUGGAUAUAAAUUUCUAUAUAACUUUGCAGUAGUAAUAACUAAUUUUCCUACAUUUUCUAAGAUGAAAUUCUGUGAACACAAAAAUAUGUAACUUACGCAGGAUGAUUAAUGUGGAAUUAACAUGUGAAGAACAAAUAUACCAUGGGUUUUCAACCUUCCUUCAAUAACAUAAGUUCUCAUUUCUGUAUAUAUCAUUAAAAUUUUGCCACGAGAUUAAUUUUCAUACAGAUUUGUAAUUAUAUUAUCAUAUUAAAAUAUGAAAUGGAAUAUAAAUUCUUUUUCAAUAAUGUUCGAACGAUUUCUCCAUUGUCACUGAGAUUAGGUGUUACUGCACGAUUAUUAUCCAAAUUUGACCUAAUUUCUCACCGUUGGGAACCCCUGGUGUACAGCCCUUUAUAAUUGAUUCCGAAAAAAGGUUUCUCUGAACUCCAAAAUGUUCACAGAAUUUUAUCUUAGUGUCUGAUCCAUAGAUAUAAACUUCAUGUUUGAUUUUUUUUGUUUAUCCACAAAGCAAUCUAUAAUCUUGCUAAUAGAUUAUCACAAUUAUAUUUCUUAUGACCAGAGAGAGAUCAGGGAACUACAGUUCGAGAGAUAUUACUUUUAACAUGAAGAGGGGAAACCGAUUCCUCGUUGCACAUUUUGUAGGAUGGACAGAGUGAGUGUAGAGUGGAGUACCGUAGUGGAGUAAGCAUGCUGGAUGCUGACACUAAAGUAGGCAGAAUGCUGUUAGGUAGUGCCAGUCAUUGGUCAAGGGAAGUGUAUCCACCCACUCUGUUUUCUUCGAGAGAGAGCCGUGUAAAAAGUAAUAUCUCUCGGACUAUAGUAAUUUUUCUUGCAGCAACAUAUUAAUCCAAUGUUCAGAUUUCAAUGUACUUAAUAAUUAAUAUAUUCGUGUUUUUAUGUCCAGAAGAAAUGCAUUCUAUAUUAUUUUGAUAAUUAUUAUGUGUUUUUAUUUUAAUUACAUUAUUAUAUUACUACAGUAUUAUGUUAUAUGAAGCAGUAGUAGAGUGAUUCAUUUUACAAAUAAUGACAAAUAAAGUGUGAAAAGAGUAGUGUAUUCACCAAGAAGCCAACUAGCGAUGAUAUUAAAAUUUAAAAUUUACCCGCAAAGAUCUAUUGCAGGGCUGACUUGUUUAGUAUUCAAUAUUUUCCAAUUGCAUCCAGUUAAACUAUAAUACUCAUAGUUUCAAACAGAUUAUUUAUUACCGUAUAAUCUAUUUGCAUUAUCAUUGAUAUUAACACUUGAUAUCUCACCUCAAAUUAAGGAUCAGUUUUCUAUUUAUUAACAAAUCUCUAUUUGCAAUAAAUUUAAAGAUUGUAUUUCUAUCUUGGUAGAAGUGCUUAGACACUAAUUUUGAAAAUUGUACCGGAAAAAUAGACACAAUUUUCAGGUGAAAACAUUAUUAAUUCUUGAAACACACCCUACUCUAUUAUUGAUUUUUAAUCUAUUUAUUGGUUUUAUUAUUUAUAUAUUUAGUUCACAAUUUAUUCAAUAUAUUUUAAUAAUUAUUUAUUAGAUUCAGUUUCAACAAAUAUCAAUAUUCUAUUAUUCUAUUUUCUACUAAAUUUUACUGGUUGUACCGGAAAAAUAGACACAAUUUCAGGUGUAGAAAAAUGAUUAAUUCUCAAAACACACCCUAUUCUAUUAUUGAUUUUUAGUCUAUUUAUUGGUUUUAUUAUUUAUUUAGUUCACAAUUUAUUUAAUAUAUUUUAAUAUUCAUUUAUUUUUUAGAUUCAGUUUCAACAAAUACCAAGAUUCUAUUUUUCUAUUCUCUACUAAAUUUUGCUGGUUAGGACAAAUGUUUGACAAACUUUUCCAAAGUCAGUACUGUAAUUAAAACAACAACUCAUUAAUCAAUAUUGAACGAUUCUAUUCCGUUAAUGUAUUGUUGAAAUAAAUUCAGGAUUAAUCUAUUUACCUUCUUAGCUUACUGGCAUUUAAAGUACAAUUUAAUACUUAAGUAAAUUACUGUAUAAAUAAUUGAAUACACUGAAUUGAACUCGAUUGCACUGAUGUACUUAAAAAUAAAAUAAUUCGAUAAAUGAUAAUUAUAGUGAUAGUAUGAACAUACAAAUAUUAAUGUAUAUGUAAGUGGAAUAGUUCAUUUUGUUUAAUAAUUAAUAACUGCUUGACGCCAUUUUAGUUUAAAAAAUCUUGUCGCCAUCAAUUGCUUCCAGAUCUGUACAGAAUUAAUUUUGUUGAGAUCUGAGAAGUGCCAAUUUCAAAAUGCCAAUGAAAGGCCAUAUUUUUUAUGUAUUUUUUAAGAUUACAGGUAUCAUUCUGUUCAAUAUUUUGGUAUUUUACAAAGGUUUUUUGAUUCAGCAACAAAAACUUCACUUAAUUAUUUUUAAGUCUCUAAAUUUGAUUGCUAUUAUUAGUAAUAGUCCCAAAAUGGAACAUUUGUUUUUAGUUUGUUAGAUUUUUUCUCAAAUGUUGUUUACUUGUUUCAACCAAAGAAUGAUUUCAGAAAUUCCACUAUAAAUGGAUUGACCCAUCUGAUUAGUCCAAUAAAUUUGAUUUUUGUUGAAUGGUAGAUCAUUAUGUAGUAACAGUUAUACAUUUCUGAUUUAUUUGAAUAUAAUGUUUUAUGUUUCUA
Messenger RNA from Nilaparvata lugens (brown planthopper), 13254 nucleotides. RefSeq lists its product as uncharacterized. Lineage: Eukaryota; Metazoa; Arthropoda; Insecta; Hemiptera; Delphacidae. Gene Ontology annotation, biological process: regulation of transcription by RNA polymerase II. The record is from RefSeq and is a predicted model, not a curated record. Gene Ontology annotation, molecular function: RNA polymerase II cis-regulatory region sequence-specific DNA binding; DNA-binding transcription activator activity, RNA polymerase II-specific. The transcript has 6 exons. Gene Ontology annotation, cellular component: nucleus. Bases 364 to 6693 code for a protein of 2109 amino acids.